AUGGGGGCCCUCACAGACGGAGAGCAAGUAUACGCAACGCUACUGUUGACGGACUCGUAUCUCCCAGGUGCGCUUGUUCUGGCGCAUUCCCUUCGCGACGCAGGGACCUCGAAAAAGCUCGCCGUCUUUUUUACCCUCGACAGUAUCUCUGCCGACUCCAUCACCCAGCUCCAGACCGUCUUCGAUCAUGUUAUUCCCGUCCCUAGAAUCCGCAACGAGCACCCCGCGAACCUCUACCUCAUGAACCGCCCCGACCUCGACUCCGCGUUUACAAAGAUCAACCUCUGGAAGCAGACCCAAUUCUCCAAGAUCGUCUAUGUAGACUCUGAUGUCGUCGCCUAUCGCGCCCCGGAUGAGCUCUUUGCCAUUGAGCACCCUUUCGGCGCUGCGCCAGACAUUGGAUGGCCAGAUCUUUUCAACACUGGCGUCAUGGUGUUGACGCCCAAUCUGGGAGACUACUAUGCCCUGCUCGCCAUGGCGGAGCGCGGCAUUUCCUUUGAUGGCGCCGACCAGGGCCUGUUGAACAUGUACUUUAAAAACACCGUGCAUCGCUUGUCUUUUACCUACAACGUCACACCUUCGGCCCAUUAUCAGUAUUUGCCAGCAUUUCGCCAUUUUCAAUCCAGCAUUAAUAUGGUGCAUUUUAUCGGCCCAAACAAGCCUUGGUCUGAGGGCCGCCAUGUGUCACACGGCGCCUCGCCCUAUGGUGAAAUGGUUGGCCGGUGGUGGUCGGUAUAUGAUCGCCAUUACCAUACACAGCAUGAACCCAGCCACUCAACUAGCUGUGGCGAACCGGCGCAACCACAAACGCAACCCGGUCGACAACAGCAGCAGCCACCGCUACCUCGAAUACAUAUACAAGAACCAUCGGAUGUCCAUAUCCCACUAACAGAUAUUGCCCAUGAGCGGCAGAAGGCCGACAAGAAAGCUCAUUCGCGCAACCAGAGCUGGGAUGCUCAGCGACAACCUCCCCCGAGAGAUUCGAAGCCAGAGGCAGAAAACUUUCCCAAUGCACAUUACUCCAUGUCCCAAGAUGUCAAGCCAUUUGUGGCUCCCGCAAGAUACCCAAGCCCUCCGAAAAACAUGUGGUACGAGGUUCCUAAACAGCGUCCUGCUUCAUCCACACAGCCGCCCAAGGGGAUUUUCCCAUGGGAGGGCCAACAGCCGCAGGCAUCUCGAUCUUUUCCUGCCACACCUGACGAGUUAGCGAUUGCCGAUGCAGUAAAGACGCAACAAGCCAAUCCAGCAACGCAGAGAACCGCCACUGGAGCGGGCUCAACAUUGACCUCUACCGCCAAUCACGCGCCACCCCCGAGCAUCUGGAGCUCUUUCACUCUGGUCAACGCAUGGGAUGGUGUGCCCGAGAUCAACCGGUACGUCGAGCGCUCCAGAGGGCAUCGUAGAGCCACGAGCUCUCGGGCCAACCUGCCCGCCUCCAAGAGCGGAGAAGCCACGCCCAAGCCACCAUCCCAGGAGAAGCCCAAAUUCCAGGGCCUUAAGCUCACAGACUUUCCCACCGAGGUGGAGCGGCCUAGCUUGCCCGUCACACCGGCACCCAUCCGCCGCCCGUCGUUCUGGGGCGACGACGGUGAGGAUUCCGGGAACAAGGACGCAGCAGUCCCUGUAGCAGAAGGGGUUCCUGCACAAUCUGAAUGGAAUCCCAGAGAGCAGCUGCAGAAACUCGCCGCCCAGCACUCCGAGGAACUGCUGCGGCGACUCUCUGGUACAGACAGCGAGUCUUUCGGCAUGUUUGAUGAGUCUUCUUCUGCGUCCGCUGCGCCAGCGAGUAGCUCUGGCGUCCUCAGCCCGAAGCCCGUAAAAGCUGGGACCAUGACGAGUGCUCUCCAGCGCCCCACGAGCAUCGGCAGCCAGGCAGACUGA
Molecule: messenger RNA, 1881 nt
Organism: Cordyceps militaris CM01
Lineage: Eukaryota; Fungi; Ascomycota; Sordariomycetes; Hypocreales; Cordycipitaceae
Product: glycogenin
Exons: 6
Coding region: 1-1881 (626 amino acids)
Cellular component (GO): cytoplasm
Molecular function (GO): glycosyltransferase activity
Source: RefSeq, a predicted model, not a curated record